This is a messenger RNA of Ylistrum balloti, 3051 nucleotides long. RefSeq names its product adenosine deaminase-like. Gene Ontology annotation, molecular function: adenosine deaminase activity. Lineage: Eukaryota; Metazoa; Mollusca; Bivalvia; Pectinida; Pectinidae. The record is from RefSeq and is a predicted model, not a curated record. Gene Ontology annotation, cellular component: external side of plasma membrane; cytosol. The transcript has 9 exons. Gene Ontology annotation, biological process: inosine biosynthetic process; negative regulation of adenosine receptor signaling pathway; adenosine catabolic process. Bases 74 to 1171 code for a protein of 365 amino acids.
UACGGAGCUGACUUACAUCACCGUGUAAGCCAUUUCCUGUAGAAAACAGAGUUGUGCACAACCUUCCGGCGACAUGACCACCACUCCGGGGGACAAGUUCAGCUACAAGAUUGAACUGCACAUCCACCUAGACGGAGCCAUCCGAUCAGAGACCAUUUUAGAUAUUUCAAAAACUAAAGGACGACCUAUAAUAUCAGUUGAUGACGACGGACAAGAAACCGUUAUCACAGAUCAGGAAUCACUGGACAAAGAAAUAGUCAUCACAACGCCAUGUAGUCUGAAAUUAUUCUUACAUGCAUUCAAUGUCUUCAUGCCAAUCAUAGCCGGCGAUAGGGAUGCUGUGUUCAGAAUUGCGUACGAGUUUUGUGAAGACUGUGCCAAAUCUGGUAUACGAUAUGUCGAGGCCAGGUAUAAUCCCCAUCUGUUGGCUAAUACACUAGAUAAACCAGCAUACGCUAGGGAGCGUGGGGACUUUUCUCCGAGAGAUGUGGUAAUUACAGUAUGUGAUGCUCUUGAUAAGGGAAGUCGCGACUUCAACAUUACAGUCAACUCAAUAUUAUGCUGCAUGACUCACCAACCAGACUGGUCUGCUGAGAUCGUGUCAUUAUGUAAAGAAUUCAAGGACAGAGGAGUUGUGGCCAUAGACAGUGCUGGACAGGACUUCGAACCAGGCAAGGAUCCACUUCUCUGUGGACACAAAAAAGCCUUCAAGGAAGCUUACGACAAUGGCAUCCACAGAACUGUCCACGCGGGAGAAAAUGGGCCCUCCGAAGGGGUCAGGGAGGCUCUGGACCAUAUGUACGCCGAGAGGAUUGGCCACGGCUAUCACGUGACAGACGACCCAGAACUGUACAGUCGAUGUAAAGAAGACGGAGUUCAUUUUGAAAUCUGUCCAUUGUCCAGCAUCAUAACUGGUGCGUGCCCUGAGGAUAUUAUGAAACAUCCGCUCAUUAGAUUUGCCGAUGAGGGGGUAAAUUUCUCUCUCAAUACUGACGACCCAAUUAUUCUAAACAACGCGCUUGCGGAUGAUUAUGUACUAGCUAAUAAAAUGGGUCUGAGCGAUGAGCAAAUUAUAAACUCCAUAUUCAAUGCUGCGAGAGCUUCAUUUGCAACUGAGGAACAGAAGAAAAAAAUGUUACAAGAUUUAGUAAACGUCUAUGGUGAACAUUGAAUAUGAUAUCUAUGUUGAUUUCAGGUUUCUCAGUAUACGUUUAUAGUACAUGCUUAAAUCUCUUCAGUUAGUCCAAGUUAUUCUGACGUUCUAUCGAUUUGUUAUGUUGGUAUGCAGUCGAUGAACGUCAGAACUUCAUUUCUAUAUAAAGUAAGGGUAAUAUGCAACCCGCGCAUCGGUCGGCAUGUGAAAAUGGCGAUUUCUUUCCACAGUUAUCGUUUGAAUGUCGACCCAGGCAUGGGUUGCUUACUCCUCUCACUUUCUAUAGGGCCGGAGUUCUGACGUUCAUCGACUCCAGACCGAUAAAAAAGCUGAUAGAACGUCAGAUUAAAUCGAACUACUCUUCAGUAUGCAAAAAAAUUAAAUGCUUUUUUCGCGAUAAAUCUGUUGUACGACCGACUAUUGUAGGGGUCAUACGAAAUGUAUAUGUAUCAACACUGAGACGCUUCAAAGGUUGCUCUGAACAAAUCUGUGAUCUAAUUGAUAGGUUUAUGAACAUCUGAAAACAUUUUUAUAUACGCGUCAUAUUUCAUCCACGAGAUAUCUUGGUGACUGCGGGGCUGUUUACUACAAGCUGGUAGCUAAGAGUGUUGUACAUAAUACAUAAAAGUGUAAUUUCCAUCUAAAGACGAUUGAAAUUACCUCUCAGAUUGUCAUGAAAUAUUCUUAUUGCCGAAGGACACUAAAUUAACUCCAGUAUUGUAGGGUUGCAACCAUCAAUCAUAUUUAUAUUGUUAAUACUGUUCAGCAUUACAAAGGUUAAUUUCAAAAUGUUCGAACACUUUUAAAUAGAAGGAAAUUGACUGUUUACACACUCUUACAAAACCAUAUUGCAUGUUCUUAAUAAUAGAUAGGGUGGCCAAUAUCUAUAAAUGGGUACUUAAGUACAUUCACGUGUAUCCAUGGUCAAAGGUCAAAGAUAUAAACCAUUCAUUAUUUACAUAUUCUAUAAACGAUAUUUUUCAUUACUUUCGUUUUGUUAUUAGGUCUGUUCGCAUGUCGUGGUUGUUUUAUUCAUCUUUGUGUCCUGACCACUACAGCCCACCAAUGUUUUCAGUGCCUUUUUUAUACCGGUAAAGUGGUCAUAAUAAUGGUUUAUCCUUUGCGAAUUUGUGGUAACCUUGAGAAUUCAGUAAAGAUUUAGAUUUUGUGAUUUUCCAAGGACUCAGUGAAAAUUUAGGUUGGUAAUUCUCUCAGGACGGAAAUCCAAACGAUUUAAUUCUACAUUUUUUGAAAUCACAAUUCCAUCGUCAUAUCUUAAUUUCGUGGCUGUUGAAUCGGUUAACUGACAAAUAAUUGAUGAAUUAUCCAUAGAAAAUGGGUAGAAAAUAACUACAGCUUGUAUGAAUUAGGUUUGUUUAUGUGGAUUUUGAUGAAUCGAUUCAAACAAUAUCAUGUUUAAUGUUAAUUUACCUAAACAGAGUCUGGUGGAAAACAUAACAAACCGUUGUUAAUCUUUACAUAUACGACUUUAAUGGUUGUUUUGUGGUCGAGUGGAUUUGUAUGCUUAUCAGUAGAUGUGAUUGAAUAAUUGAAAAGCCUUUUUAAAAGUGUUAUGUUAUUAGCAUAUCUGGUUGUAUAUGACGGUGUCAAUUAUUGGCGUGUAUGUCUUCAAUUGGUCAUGAUUUCAAUACCUUAUUUUCUUCUAUCUUAUUUAGAAAAUUAAAUUUUGAUAAUUAUCAAUAAAAUAUAAACCAAAACAGUUAUUAGGUACUUUUGUGCUGCAUGCAAAUUAACACGAACAAACAGAAGAACCUCAAUUACGAAAUAACUGCAGCUUUGAUAAACCUUUGAUAAACGUUGAUAAACCUUUCUUGUUUAUUAUUGUCUUUUCUGUCAUUGCUUGUUAUAACAAUCCAUUAAAAGUGUUUCUGUUAUAA